This is a messenger RNA of Boleophthalmus pectinirostris (great blue-spotted mudskipper), 1560 nucleotides long. RefSeq names its product NADH:ubiquinone oxidoreductase core subunit S2 (gene ndufs2). Gene Ontology annotation, biological process: mitochondrial electron transport, NADH to ubiquinone. The transcript has 14 exons. Gene Ontology annotation, molecular function: quinone binding; NAD binding; NADH dehydrogenase (ubiquinone) activity. Bases 41 to 1441 code for a protein of 466 amino acids. Lineage: Eukaryota; Metazoa; Chordata; Actinopteri; Gobiiformes; Gobiidae. The record is from RefSeq and is a predicted model, not a curated record.
GUGAGAAGAAGCCGUUUACGUCACCGCAGUUUGAGCCAAGAUGGCGGCCACGAUGCUGAGGUCGCUGUGCAGGCUCCGACGUCCUUCAGCCAAACUCCUGUCCCGCGGCGGCUUCAUCUCCCCGGGCUGCACCGCGCUCCAGAACCGGCAGAAGCAGUGGCAGCCCGAUGUGGAGUGGACGGAGCAGUUCGCCGGAGCGGUCAUGUAUCCCACGGCUCUGAACGAGAAGUGGAAUCCUCCUCCAUGGAACGACGUGGACCCUCCCGCUGAGAAAGACGUGUCCAACCUGACCAUAAACUUCGGGCCCCAGCACCCGGCGGCUCACGGGGUCCUGCGGCUCGUCAUGGAGCUGAGCGGGGAGUCGGUCAAGAAGUGUGACCCCCACAUCGGCCUCCUGCACCGCGGCACCGAGAAACUCAUCGAGUACAAGACGUACCUGCAGGCCCUGCCGUACUUCGACCGCCUCGACUACGUGUCCAUGAUGUGUAACGAGGAGGCUUAUUCUCUGGCCGUGGAGAAGCUGCUCAACAUCCAGGCCCCGCCCCGCGCCCAGUGGAUCAGAGUUUUGUACGGAGAGUUGACCCGUAUCCUCAACCACAUCAUGGCCAUCACCACCCACGCCCUGGACAUCGGCGCCAUGACUCCGUUCUUCUGGAUGUUCGAGGAGCGGGAGAAGAUGUUUGAGUUUUACGAGAGAGUUUCCGGCGCCCGCAUGCACGCCGCUUACGUACGACCUGGAGGAGUGCACCAGGAUAUGCCGUUGGGUUUGAUGGACGACAUCUACGAGUGGUGCAAGAACUUUUCCAUCCGGAUCGAUGAAGUGGAAGAGAUGCUGACCAACAAUCGUAUUUGGAAGAAUCGCACCGUGGACAUCGGGGUGGUGUCUGCAGAGGAGGCGCUCAACUACGGAUUCAGUGGAGUGAUGCUUCGGGGCUCUGGAAUCAAAUGGGACCUGAGGAAAUCGCAGCCCUACGACAAAUACGACGAGGUGGAGUUCGACGUGCCCAUCGGGACUAACGGAGACUGCUACGACAGGUACCUGUGUCGAGUGGAGGAGAUGAGGCAGUCGCUCAGAAUCAUGCUCCAGGCCCUCAACAAGAUGCCCGAGGGAGAGAUCAAGGUGGACGACGCCAAGGUGGCCCCGCCGAAGAGAGCCGAGAUGAAGACCUCCAUGGAGUCGCUCAUCCACCACUUUAAGCUGUACACCGAGGGCUACCAGGUCCCUCCAGGGGCCACGUACACCGCCGUCGAGGCCCCCAAGGGUGAGUUUGGCGUGUACCUGGUGUCGGACGGCUCGAGCAGACCGUACCGCUGCAAGAUCAAAGCCCCCGGAUUCGCUCACUUGGCUGGACUGGACAAAAUGGCCAAAGGACACAUGCUGGCUGAUGUAGUCGCCAUUAUUGGCACACAGGACAUAGUGUUUGGUGAAGUUGACCGCUGAAGAGAGAACUGUCGUCUUUCUCUUCCUGUUCACAAUUCAGCCUCUUUUGUUUGAUGUAUUCUAAUAUUACUGUACAAUGCUCCAAAAACAAUAUGCAUAAUAAAUAUUUUAUGACUCCA